AUGAUUCAACCAAUUAAAUUACCAGUUGAUAUAUAUGUUCCUAUAAUUUUUAUAGAUAACAAUAAUGACGAUAUAUUAAUAGAUAGUCAUAGUGCAAACAAUGAAAGUGAAAUAUCUAAAGAUU
Molecule: messenger RNA, 124 nt
Organism: Dentiscutata erythropus
Lineage: Eukaryota; Fungi; Glomeromycota; Glomeromycetes; Diversisporales; Gigasporaceae
Source: the annotation of a GenBank genome assembly